AUGGCGACGGCGUCGCCUUCCGUCCGGGAAGCCACGGACGCAGUGGACGACGGCUGGAACCUCCCCACGGACGCCUUCGUGGAGAUCCUGCUCCGCCUCCCGCCGAUCCGCCGGCGCUGGGCCCGCCUCGUCUGCCGGAGCUGGUGCGACGUCAUCGACGAGCGGACGCCGCGGGGCCAGCCGCCCAAGGUGCUCGUGUGCUUCACGACCGCCACGUCAGCCUCGGCGACCGUCGUCGACGACCUCGAGCACGGGUGGGGCAGAGAGGUGUGGCGGGCCGCCGACGCCGCCGGCUCCGGCACGAGGAGGCGCUUCUUCACGGUGGUCGUCGGGACGUGCAACGGGCUGCUCUGCAUCUGCGACGACAGCAAGCCCGGCGGGGAGAUCUCGCUGGCGAACCCGGCCACCGGCGAGAAACUACGCAUCCCGCCGCUCCCCGUCUCGCACCGGCACGCCUACCUCAGCUGGAAGGUGUACACCUUCGGGUACACCCCGGCAACGGGGCGGUACAAGAUCCUGCACCUCCCGUGCCGCGGCGACCCGUCCGGCGUGUUCAACGCGCUGCAGGUGUUCACGCUCGGGGACGCGGCGUGGCGCGACGUCGCCGUGCCCAGCGCGAGCUGCUGCGCCGACGCCGGCCUCGUCACGUCAGCGCCGGCGGCGCGGCGUACUGGGCCCCGGGGGGCGCCGAGAGCGUCGUGUCGUUCGACCUCGAGCGCGAGCGCGUCGCGUUCGCCGCGCCGCUGCCGGUGGGGGCCGACGGCCUCUGCCGACGCCUGA
Panicum virgatum (switchgrass) is the source of this 780-nucleotide messenger RNA. RefSeq lists its product as uncharacterized. The coding region runs from base 1 to 780 and encodes 259 amino acids. The record is from RefSeq and is a predicted model, not a curated record. The transcript has a single exon. Gene Ontology annotation, molecular function: protein binding. Lineage: Eukaryota; Viridiplantae; Streptophyta; Magnoliopsida; Poales; Poaceae.